Molecule: messenger RNA, 624 nt
Organism: Cantharellus anzutake
Lineage: Eukaryota; Fungi; Basidiomycota; Agaricomycetes; Cantharellales; Hydnaceae
Exons: 2
Coding region: 1-624 (207 amino acids)
Biological process (GO): protein stabilization
Cellular component (GO): membrane; cytosol; cytoplasm
Molecular function (GO): protein-folding chaperone binding; adenyl-nucleotide exchange factor activity
Source: RefSeq, a predicted model, not a curated record
AUGAGUAUAACGUGCAAAUGGGGGAAAGAGCGUCUACAUCUGACGCUCCCUAACGAUCCUGAUGUGCCGCUGAAGGUGCUGCGGGAGGCGAUCGCCGAACACACGGGUCUGGAGCCAAAUCGCUUCAAAAUGAUCCACUCAGGUGCUGUCAUGAAGGAUGAUUCAGUGUCUCUUUCAACGUACCGCAUAAAGCCCAAUUCCACCAUAGCUAUCAUCGGAACAAAUGAUCCUCCAACAGGUCCCUCAGUUUUUGGCUCGGGGAUGACACCUUCACAGGCGCCCGCACCCGCCACUGAACGGUCCACUUUAAAUACAAUACUGUCGGAGCUCGAAAAUGUUCGAACAACACUCAAGCCCUCAGUGGAUGCGUUCAUUGUAUCACUAGAUCCCUCUUCACCUUCCCCAUCUAUUCCUGCCGCUACACUGCACCUCAACCACAACGAUCCAAAGCAGACACACCGCGUACUGGGGGAGCUCCUACUGCAGAGUCUCUUACGACUCGAUGCAAUCACACCAGAGAGUGGCUGGUCUGAAGUCCGCUCCGCUCGAAAAGGGGCAGUAAACGAGGUUCAAGGAUUACUCGAUAGACUAGACGAAGGAUGGAGGGCUUCUCCUCAUUCAUAA